Helobdella robusta is the source of this 231-nucleotide messenger RNA. RefSeq lists its product as hypothetical. The annotation marks the transcript as partial. The transcript has a single exon. Gene Ontology annotation, cellular component: nucleus. Gene Ontology annotation, biological process: regulation of transcription by RNA polymerase II. The record is from RefSeq and is a predicted model, not a curated record. NCBI's taxonomy places the organism in Eukaryota, Metazoa, Annelida, Clitellata, Rhynchobdellida, Glossiphoniidae. Gene Ontology annotation, molecular function: RNA polymerase II cis-regulatory region sequence-specific DNA binding; DNA-binding transcription factor activity.
UGCGAGUUUUGCGGCAAAGUUUUCAAGAACUGCAGCAACCUCACUGUCCACCGACGCUCGCACACCGGGGAAAAACCCUACAAGUGCAGGUUGUGUCCGUACGCCUGUGCACAGUCCAGCAAACUGACCAGGCACAUGAAGACGCACAGACGAGCAGGUAAGGACACCUUGCAGUGUCGGUACUGUGCCAUGCCCUUCUCCCUGGCCACCACUCUCGAGAAGCACGUGAGG